This is a messenger RNA of Malus domestica (apple), 1314 nucleotides long. Its product is annotated as CASP-like protein 4A3. NCBI's taxonomy places the organism in Eukaryota, Viridiplantae, Streptophyta, Magnoliopsida, Rosales, Rosaceae. The record is from RefSeq and is a predicted model, not a curated record.
CGGAGUCCCCCCCCCCAUCACUUUUCUUCUUACUUUCUCAGUUCCCAAACACUCUUUUUCCCACUGCAUCAAACGCCCGAGAAAAUUUUAUACGCGCCCAAAUGGAAUCCCAACCCCAAUCCCAAAAUCCCAACCAUCACCAGAAAUCCAAUCCCAACAUGAAGAAGUCUUGGUCUUUGAAAUCCGACGACUCGGCCCAGGCCGAUUCUCCCCUCCGAUUCCACUCCCCGAUCCGAUCCGACGCCUCCGACCCGCCCGACACUCCGCCGUACGAGUCCGUCGAGAAUACGCCGGAAAAUCCGGUCGACAACUCCAAGGCGAUCACGGUCGUCGACAAGUUCACCAAGUACUCGCCGCUCCGGCCUCAGAAGCCGCCGGAGAACGCCAAGGCGCCGUCGCCGGUGGUGGUGUACAACCGGGCGGUGAGGGAGGAAGUGGCGCCGUCCGUGUCGAAGGUUGGGCCGACCGGCGUAGUCAACGGUGUUGGAGGCGGGGAGGAGGGCGGAGUCACCGGUGUUGGCGGUGGGAGAUCCAGGGGGCUGACGAAUUCGAUUCUAAGACGGUCGAAGAGGGGGGAGAUGGUGAAGACGGCGGCGCUGGGGUUUAGAGUGAGCGAGUUGGUGCUGUGCCUGGUUUCGUUCUCGGUUAUGGCGGCGGAUAAGACUCAGGGCUGGAGCGGCGACUCCUUCGAUCGCUACAAGGAAUACAGGUAUUGCUUAUCUGUGAAUGCAAUUGGAUUUGCAUAUGCUGCCUUUCAAGCCUACAAUCUAUCCUACCAUAUGGUCACCGGGAAGUACGUGAUCCGCCACCAUUUUCGUCGCCACUUUGAUUUCUUCAUGGAUCAGGUACUGGCAUACCUUCUCAUUUCGGCAUCCUCGUCUGCAGCCACCCGGGUUGACGACUGGCAAUCAAAUUGGGGGAAGGAUGAGUUCACGGAGAUGGCUACUGCUUCGGUCAGCAUGGCCUUCCUGGCUUUUGUCGCCUUUGCGCUUAGCUCCCUCGUAUCUGGUUACAACCUCUGUACCUAUGAUUCUGCAUGAUAUAUAUCCUACCUACACGGUAGGCAGUCGGCACUAAUGCCAAGCCUACACGUCCUCCUCAACAGCCGCCUUGCUCUCACUAGGCCCUGAGGAGGUGCAAAUCGAAGUGUGAGUGGAUCAUAAUCAUUUAUAACCGACGGCCCGUAGACUCAAUUUUUCGUUUUUUCAAUGUUGUUUGUAAAGCUUCAAACAACGUGUUCCCAACAUGGCAAUUUGUGUGUAUAAUUAUAGACUUAAUAAAAAUAAAGGAAAACUAAUGAAAAGAUCUUGAAAA